AUGGCAAGCUCUGACAAGGACGACGGCGUGUCUUAUGUCCAUCAGGACACCGGUACAGGGCUGGAAACCGCUGCUGGGCAGGGUCAAUAUGCGACAGACAAAUAUGGCCAAUCCCUGGUGCAACUGGACCCAGCAGCAGAGGCCAAACUUCGACGGAAGAUUGACCUGAUGAUCGUUCCGACCGUGGCCCUGCUAUAUCUUUUCUGCUUCAUCGACCGUGCCAAUAUCGGUAAUGCUCGUCUUGCGGGACUCGAAAAAGACCUGAAACUUGUGAACAACGGCUACAACGCACUUCUCUCCAUCUUCUACAUCAGUUACAUCCUGUUCGAGAUCCCAGCAAACAUUCUCUGCAAGUGGAUGGGUCCAGGCUGGUUCAUACCGCUCACCUCCCUGGGCUUCGGUAUUUCAUCGAUCGGCACCGCUUUUGUGCACACAGAGGCUCAGGCUUCUGGCGUUCGCUUUGUCCUUGGAAUCUUUGAAGCCGGAAUGCUUCCGGGUAUCGCCUAUUACAUGUCCCGAUGGUACCGCCGCAGCGAACUUGCUUUCCGCCUCGCGAUGUAUAUUGUCAUGGCGCCUCUAGCAGGUGCAUUUGGUGGUCUGCUUGCGUCGGCAAUCCUGAAGCUGCCGGGCUUCGGCAGCUUGCACACAUGGCGGAUGAUUUUCGGUAUUGAGGGUAUCAUCACAGUUGGGCUCGCGCUCAUCUCUUUUUUCACCCUCACCGACAGGCCCGAGACCGCUCGCUGGCUCAGCCAGGAAGAGAAAGACCUUGCAAUCGCCCGCGUCAAGUCCGAGCGUGUCGGGCAGACUCAAGUCCUCGACCACAUAGACAAGAAGAAGAUCUUUCGCGGCAUCUUCAACCCCAUAACACUGUCUACCGCCUUCAUCUUCUUGCUCAACAAUGUCACGGUCCAAGGCUUGGCCUUCUUCCUGCCCACGAUAGUCAAGACGAUCUACCCCAAAGAGACCGUGAUUAAGCAGCAGCUCUACACCGUACCUCCUUACAUCGUCGGCGCGUUCUUCACCCUCCUGUUUCCACUCAUUAGCUCGAAAAUCGACCGGCGACAAGUCUUCAUCAUUGGUGCCGCUCCUGCUAUUAUGGUUGGUUACAUCAUGUUCCUGGCCAGUGAGAAUCCUCAGGUCCGCUACGGCGCUACGUUCAUCAUCACUGCAUCCGCCUUCAUGCUCGGCGCUCUCACGAACGCGCAAGUGAGUGCGAAUGUUGUGAGUGACACAGCACGUAGCGCGGCAAUUGGCACAAAUGUCAUGUUCGGCAACAUUGGUGGACUAAUCGCCACUUGGAGCUUCUUCAGCUGGGACGCACCUAAUUAUCACAUCGGAAACGGGCUCAACCUCGCUACCGGGAGUACCAUCCUGAUCACAGCUACGUUGACGCUACUCUGGAUGAAGCGUGACAACCACAAGCGGGAGAACCGUAGCAUCGAGGAAGAGCUGGCUGGUUACUCUCCGGAAGAGACCUCGGAUCUGGACUGGAAACAUCCCGGCUUCCGAUGGAGACCCGCAUCGUAUCCAAGAGAGCGAGGUCAUCCUACGAAGGUCUUUAUGAUGCUCACGUGA
Molecule: messenger RNA, 1575 nt
Organism: Diaporthe amygdali
Lineage: Eukaryota; Fungi; Ascomycota; Sordariomycetes; Diaporthales; Diaporthaceae
Product: mfs transporter
Exons: 6
Coding region: 1-1575 (524 amino acids)
Biological process (GO): transmembrane transport
Cellular component (GO): membrane
Molecular function (GO): transmembrane transporter activity
Source: RefSeq, a predicted model, not a curated record